CCUUAAGGCCGCCGCCCGGCGCCAUCUUUGUCUCUCUCACCGCUGGGCGCGCAGCAGGGAGGAUGGGGCACCAACAGCUCUACUGGAGCCACCCCAGGAAAUUCGGACAGGGCUCGCGUUCCUGCCGCGUGUGCUCCAACCGCCACGGUCUCAUUCGCAAGUACGGCCUGAACAUGUGCCGGCAAUGCUUCCGCCAGUACGCCAAGGAUAUCGGAUUCAUCAAGCUGGAUUGAGCGCCGGGAGGAUGAGGCUGUCGCCAGCAGGUCCCAGGGCUCCCCUGGGCCUCUCCAACAAAUCUCGACAUACCUCUACUUAAUAAAUAUUCUCCCUUCCCGACUGA
Calypte anna (Anna's hummingbird) is the source of this 340-nucleotide messenger RNA. It is a transcript of the gene RPS29, whose product is annotated as ribosomal protein S29. Gene Ontology annotation, biological process: translation. The record is from RefSeq and is a predicted model, not a curated record. Gene Ontology annotation, molecular function: zinc ion binding; structural constituent of ribosome. The transcript has 3 exons. NCBI's taxonomy places the organism in Eukaryota, Metazoa, Chordata, Aves, Apodiformes, Trochilidae. Gene Ontology annotation, cellular component: cytosolic small ribosomal subunit; ribosome. Bases 63 to 233 code for a protein of 56 amino acids.